AUGUGUGACGACGACGUUGCUGCUCUAGUAAUUGACAAUGGAUCCGGUAUGUGCAAAGCUGGUUUUGCUGGCGAUGAUGCUCCACGUGCUGUAUUCCCAUCAAUUGUUGGACGUCCACGUCAUCAGGGAGUUAUGGUUGGGAUGGGUCAGAAGGACUCGUAUGUAGGAGAUGAGGCUCAGUCUAAGCGUGGUAUUUUGACACUGAAAUAUCCCAUAGAGCAUGGUAUCGUAACAAACUGGGAUGAUAUGGAAAAGAUCUGGCACCACACUUUCUACAAUGAACUGCGAGUAGCACCUGAGGAACAUCCUGUCCUAUUGACUGAAGCACCAUUAAAUCCAAAAGCGAACAGAGAAAAAAUGACUCAGAUUAUGUUUGAAACAUUCAAUACUCCUGCGAUGUAUGUCGCUAUACAGGCUGUUCUAUCGUUAUAUGCAUCCGGUCGAACAACUGGAAUUGUCCUAGAUACUGGUGAUGGUGUUACGCAUACUGUUCCCAUCUAUGAAGGCUUGUUUUCCUCUUCACUUCAAAACCAUUUUUUUUAUAUGGAUAUAAUGUAUUCGGAAGUGGCAGUUGGCUAUGCUCUACCCCAUGCCAUUCUGCGUCUUGAUUUGGCGGGCCGCGAUCUUACUGACUACCUCAUGAAAAUUCUCACUGAGCGUGGUUAUUCAUUCACUACGACUGCAGAACGUGAGAUUGUACGCGAUAUAAAAGAAAAACUUUGUUAUGUAGCGCUGGACUUUGAACAGGAAAUGGCAACUGCUGCUUCAUCAUCAUCGUUAGAAAAAAGUUACGAGCUUCCUGAUGGGCAAGUCAUCACUAUUGGUAACGAACGAUUCCGGUGCCCCGAAGCACUAUUCCAACCAUCCUUUUUGGGAAUGGAGUCGACUGGUAUUCAUGAAACAACUUACAACAGUAUCAUGAAGUGUGAUGUGGACAUUCGUAAAGAUCUUUACGCCAACACCGUUCUCUCAGGUGGCACGUCAAUGUUUCCAGGUAUCGCAGAUCGUAUGCAGAAAGAAAUUACCGCUCUUGCACCAAGUACAAUGAAGAUUAAAAUUAUUGCGCCUCCUGAACGUAAGUAUUCCGUGUGGAUUGGUGGAUCUAUCUUGGCAUCAUUGUCCACUUUUCAACAAAUGUGGAUUUCGAAGCAAGAAUAUGAUGAAUCUGGACCAUCAAUCGUUCAUCGUAAAUGCUUCUAA
This is a messenger RNA of Thelazia callipaeda (thelaziosis nematode), 1200 nucleotides long. Lineage: Eukaryota; Metazoa; Nematoda; Chromadorea; Rhabditida; Thelaziidae. The record is from the annotation of a GenBank genome assembly.